Dunckerocampus dactyliophorus (ringed pipefish) is the source of this 7406-nucleotide messenger RNA. RefSeq names its product myosin-11-like. Gene Ontology annotation, molecular function: cytoskeletal motor activity; actin filament binding; ATP binding. Bases 232 to 6303 code for a protein of 2023 amino acids. Gene Ontology annotation, cellular component: myosin complex. The transcript has 43 exons. Lineage: Eukaryota; Metazoa; Chordata; Actinopteri; Syngnathiformes; Syngnathidae. The record is from RefSeq and is a predicted model, not a curated record.
CUGUUACUGGACCAGGUGUCAUGGUCAGACAUCCUCAUCAUCCUCACCCUCACUCUCAUCCUCAUUCUCAUCCUCAUCAGUGGCUCUACCUGCCAGGAGAUCGUCAUCUCUUUGGACUUCAUCCUUCAUCCAGAGCCAGACAUCAACCCGACUCUCCUCGACCCACCGCAAUCCAACCCAGCAUCCAGCGACUCCAGCCAGGAGCUCCACAUCGACUCUGACAUUUCUAACAUGGCGGACCCCGCAGCGGACGACAACAAGUUCCUGUUCCUGCAGAAUGACUUUCGCAACAGCGGCCUGGCGCAGGCCGACUGGGCGGCCAAGAAGAUGGUGUGGGUGCCGUCAGAGAGGGAGGGCUUUGAGGCGGCCAGCAUCAAGGAGGAGAAGGGCGAUGAGGUUCUGGUGGAGCUGUCAAACGGUCGUAAGGCCACAGUGAACAAGGAGGACAUCCAGAAGAUGAAUCCGCCCAAGUUCAGCAAGGUGGAAGACAUGGCCGCGCUCACCUUCCUCAACGAGGCCUCCGUCCUUCAAAACCUGCGGGAGAGAUACUUCUCCAGCCUCAUCUAUACGUACUCUGGUCUCUUCUGCGUGGUGGUGAACCCCUACAAGAUGCUGCCCAUCUACUCGGAGAAGAUCAUCGAGAUGUACAAGGGCAAGAAGCGUCACGAGGUGCCGCCGCACAUCUACUCCAUCACCGACAACGCCUACAGGAACAUGAUGCAAGACCGUGAGGAUCAGUCCAUUCUCUGCACAGGAGAGUCUGGAGCGGGGAAAACGGAAAACACCAAGAAGGUGAUCCAGUACCUGGCCCUCGUCGCCUCCUCGCACAAAGGAAAAAAGGAAGCAAAUCCUCCACCGCAGCAACAACAACAGCAACAACAAGCGGGAUCGCUGGCUUACGGGGAGCUGGAGAAGCAGCUGCUGCAGGCGAACCCCAUCCUGGAGGCCUUCGGCAACGCCAAGACCAUCAAGAACGACAACUCGUCACGAUUUGGCAAGUUCAUCAAGCUCAACUUUGACGUGACCGGCUACCUUGUCGGGGCAAACAUUGACACCUACCUUUUGGAGAAGUCUCGCUGUAUCCGUCAGGCCAACACAGAGAGAGCCUUCCACAUCUUCUAUUACAUGGUGGCAGGAGCCAAGGACAAGAUCAGAGAGGAGCUGCUGCUGGAGGACUUCAGCAGCUACCGUUUCCUGGUGGCGGGACACGUGGAGGUUCCUGGUCUGCAGGACGAUGAGCUGUUUGAUGAGACCCUGGAGGCCAUGGAGAUCAUGGGCUUCACAGAGGAGGAGAGAAUAGGGAUGUUAAAGGUGGUGUCCACCGUUCUCCAGCUGGGUAACAUCAAGUUUGAGAAGGAGAGGAACAACGAGCAGGCUACCAUGCCGGACAACACGGCCGCCCAGAAGGUUUGUCACCUUCAAGGCAUCAAUGUGACCGACUUCACGCGCGCCUUCCUGACCCCCAGAAUCAAAGUGGGCCGUGAGGUGGUGCAGAAGGCUCAGACCAAGCAGCAGGCGGACUUUGCGGUGGAGGCGCUGGCUAAGGCCAUGUAUGAGCGUCUGUUCCGCUGGAUCCUGGCCAGGGUCAACAAGACUCUGGACAAGAGCAAGAGGCAAUCUUCUUCAUUCCUCGGAAUCUUGGACAUCGCUGGCUUUGAGAUUUUCGAGGACAACUCGUUUGAGCAGCUGUGCAUCAAUUACACCAACGAGCGCUUGCAGCAGCUCUUCAACCACACCAUGUUCAUCCUGGAGCAGGAGGAGUACAAGCGCGAGGGCAUCGAGUGGAACUUCAUCGACUUCGGCUUGGACCUGCAGCCCUGCAUUGAGCUCAUCGAGAGGCCGAACAACCCCCCAGGCAUCUUGGCCCUGCUGGACGAGGAGUGCUGGUUCCCCAAAGCGACGGAUGUCUCCUUUGUGGACAAGUUGCUGAACACCCACACGGGUCACGUCAAAUUCUCCAAACCCAAACAGCACAAAGAUAAGCUGAUGUUCACUGUUCUGCACUACGCUGGUAAGGUGGACUACAACGCAGCCAGCUGGCUGACAAAGAACAUGGACCCUCUGAAUGACAACGUAACGGCUCUGCUCAGCAACUCAUCCAGCAACUUCAUCCAGGACCUCUGGAAGGACGCGGAUCGAGUGGUCGGCCUGGAGACCAUGGCCAAGAUGUCUGACAGCUCUAUGCCCACCUCCACCAAAUCCAAAAAGGGGAUGUUCCGCACGGUGGGCCAGCUGUACAAGGAGUCUCUGGGCAAGCUGAUGACCACGCUGCACAACACGCAGCCUAACUUUGUGCGCUGCAUCAUCCCCAACCACGAGAAGAGGGCGGGCAAGAUGGACGCCAACCUGGUGCUGGAGCAGCUCAGGUGCAACGGCGUGCUGGAGGGCAUCCGAAUCUGCAGACAGGGAUUCCCAAACCGCAUUGUGUUCCAGGAGUUCAGGCAGAGGUACGAGAUCCUGGCUGCCAACGCUAUCCCAAAAGGCUUCAUGGAUGGGAAGCAGGCGUGCUGCUUGAUGGUGAAGCACCUGGAUCUGGACCCCAACCUGUAUCGCAUUGGCCAGAGUAAAAUGUUCUUCAGGACAGGGGUGCUGGCUCAGCUGGAGGAGGAGCGAGACAUCAAGCUCACUGUCAUCAUCAUCUCCUUCCAGGCUCAAGCGAGGGGCUUCCUGGCCCGCAAGGCUUUCAGUAAACGUCAGCAGCAGCUGAGCGCCAUGAAGGUCAUCCAGAGGAACUGUGCCUGUUACCUCAAACUGAAGAACUGGCAAUGGUGGAGGCUUUUCACCAAGGUGAAGCCCCUGCUUCAGGUGACCAGACAGGAGGAGGAAAUGGGCCAGAAGGAGGAGGAACUCAAGGCAGCCAAAGAAGUAGCGGCCAAGAAGGAGGCUGAACUGAAGGACAUCACACAGAAACACACACAGCUGAUGGAGGAACGAGCCCAGCUAGAGUCCAAACUGCACGCAGAGACGGAGCUGUACGCCGAGGCCGAGGAGAUGAGGGUGCGCCUGGAGGCCAAGAAGCAGGAGCUGGAGGAGGUUCUGCACGAGAUGGAGGCCAGGCUGGAGGAGGAGGAGGAGCGCAGCAACUCCCUGCAGCAGGAGAGGAAGGACAUGGAGCAGCAGCUGCAGAGUAUGGAGGCCCACUUAGUGGAAGAAGAAGAUGCUCGUCAGAAGCUGCAGCUGGAGAAGGUGGCCGUGGAGGGAAAGGUGAAGAAGUUGGAGGAGGAUGUUCUCCUGAUGGAGGACCAGAACAACAAACUGCAGAAGGAGCGAAAGCUUCUGGAGGAGAGGAUGGCGGAUUUAAACUCCAACCUGGCCGAGGAGGAGGAGAAGUCCAAGAACCUGACCAAACUGAAGAGCAAGCAUGAAUCCAUGAUCUCCGACUUGGAGGUACGUUUCAAGAAGGAAGAGAAGGGUCGUCUGGACAUGGAGAAGGCCAAGAGGAAGGUGGAGGCCGAGGUGGCUGAGCUCCAUGAGCAGCUGGCUGACCUGCAGGCCCAACUAGCCGAGCUCCGAGCUCAGCUGGCUGCCAAGGAAGAGGAGCUGCAAGCCACGCAGGCCCGUUUGGACGAGGAGAGUAACCAACGCGGGGCGGCUGUGAAGAAGGUUCGGGAGCUGGAGGCCCUCCUCUCUGAGGUGCAGGAGGACCUGGAGGCAGAGAGAGCAGCCCGGGCGAAGGUGGAGGCGGCUCGUCGGGACCUGGGGGAGGAGCUUAACGCGCUGCGGUCUGAGCUGGAGGACAGCCUGGACACCACUGCUGCACAGCAGGAGCUUCGGGCCAAGCGCGAGCAGGAGGUGGCCAUGCUGAAGAAAGCCAUGGAGGAGGAGGGGCGGAGUCAUGAAGCCCAAAUCCAAGACCUGAGGCAGAAACACAGUCAGGCUGUGGAGGAGCUCUCUGAGCAGCUGGAGCAGGCCAAGAGGGUGAGAGCAAGUCUGGAGAAAGCCAAGCAGGCUCUGGAGAAGGAGUCUGCAGACCUCAGCGCUGACCUUCGGUCCCUCGCCAGCGCCAAGCAGGAUGUGGAGCACAAGAAGAAGAAGGUGGAAGGUCAGCUCAAUGACCUCAACUCACGCUUUAACGAGAGCGAGCGGCAGAGGACUGAGCUGGGGGAGCGAGUCUCCAAGAUGACUAUGGAACUCGACAACCUUAGCAGUCUUCUGAAUGAAGCGGAGGGGAAGAACAUCAAGCUUAGUAAAGAUGUUUCUGGUUUGUCCUCGCAGCUGCAGGACACACAGGAGCUGCUGUCAGAGGAGACGCGUCAGAAGCUGAACGUGGCGGGACGUCUGCGUCAGAUAGAGGAGGACAAGAUCAGUCUGGUGGAGCAGCUGGAGGAGGAGAGCGAAGCCAAGCGAGCCUUAGAGAGGCAGGUGUCCAGCCUCAACGUGCAGCUGUCAGAUUGCAAGAAGAAGCUGGACGAGACGCUGGGCUCUGUGGAGAUGCUGGAGGAGGGAAAGAAGCGUCUGCAGCGCGACUUGGAGGGAGCCAACAACGAGUACGAGGAGAAGGCCUCGGCCUACGACAAGCUGGAGAAGAGCCGUGGGCGACUGCAGCAGGAGCUGGAGGACGUCCUCAUGGACCUUGACAGCCAGCGGCAGCUUGUCUCCAACCUGGAGAAGAAGCAGAAGAAGUUUGAUCAGAUGCUAGCGGAGGAGCGAGCUGUGUCCAGUAAGUUUGCAGAGGAGCGGGAUCGAGCUGAGGCCGAGGCAAGGGAAAAGGAGACCAAGGUGUUGGCUCUGUCAAGAGCACUAGAUGAGAACCGUGAGGCUCUGGAGGAGGCGGAGAAGACCAUGAAAGGCUUCCGAGCUGAGAUGGAGGACCUCGUCAGCUCCAAAGACGAUGUGGGAAGAAGUGUCCACGACCUGGAGAAGGCAAAGCGUGCCCUGGAGGGCGUCAUGGAGGAGAUGAAGGCCCACAUGGAGGAGCUGGAGGAUGAGCUGCAGGUGGCUGAGGAUGCCAAGCUACGUCUGGAAGUCAACAGUCAGGCCCUCAAAGCACAGCAUGAGAGGGAGCUGCAGGCCCGUGAGGAGAUGGGCGAGGAGAAGAGGAAGCAGCUCCUCAAGCAGGUGCGUGAGCUGGAGGCCGAGCUGGAGGAGGAGAAGAAGCAGCGAGGUCAGGCCUCCGGCGGCAAGAAGAAGCUGGAGGGCGAGCUGAAGGACAUGGAGGACCAGCUGGAGGCCACCAACAGGGGGCGUGAUGAGGCCAUCAAGCAGCUGCGCAAGAUCCAGGGUCAGGUGAAGGAUCUCCAACGGGAGCUGGAGGAUUCCCGCGCGGCCCAGAAGGACGUGCUGGCCUCAGCGAGAGAGGCUGAGCGGAAAUCCAAGGCCAUGGAGGCAGACAUUGUGCAGCUACAUGAGAUGCUGGCGGCAGCCGAGCGAGCUCGAAAGCAGACGGAGGCGGAGAGGGACGAACUGGCUGAGGAACUCGCCAGUAACUCCUCUGGAAAGACCGUGCUGUCUGAUGAGAAGCGUCGCCUGGAUGCAAAGAUCAGCCAGCUGGAGGAGGAGCUGGAGGAAGAGCAGACCAACAUGGAGAGCCUCAAUGAGCGUCUGAGGAAGAGCCAGCAGCUUGUAGAGCAGCUGGGGGCGGAGCUGACUGCGGAGAAGUCGGCUUCACAGAGCAAGGAGGCGUCCAGGCAGCAGCUGGAGAGGCAGAACCGCGAGCUGAAGGCCAAAGUGCAGGAGAUGGAGGGCCAGGGCCGCUCCAAGCUCAAGUCCUCCGUCACCACCAUGGAGAACAAGCUAAGGGAGGUGGAGGAGCAGCUGGAGGUGGAGAGCAGAGAGCGUCAGGCAGCCGCCAAGAAUCUCCGGCAGAAGGAGAAGAAGCUGAAGGACCUGAUGCUCCAGAUGGAGGAUGAAAGGAAGCAGGCGCAGCAGUACAAAGACCAGGCCGAGAAGAGCAACGUGCGCGUGAAGCAGCUGAAGCAUCAGCUGGAGGAGGCGGAGGAGGAGGCGCAGCGCGUGGUGGCGGCCCGCAGGAAGCUGCAGCGGGAGUUGGACGAGGCGGCCGAGGCCAACGACGCCCUCAGCAGGGAGGUGACUUCGCUGAAGGGCAAACUGAGGCGUGGCGGGGAGGCGGGCUUUAGCGGCACCAGUCCUCGUAGCAGCAGCAGUGGAGGUGGUGGAGGAGGAGGUGGUGGAGUGGCCAUAAGGAGCUUGGGGCUGAUGGGAGGGAACAUCAGCCGGAGGAGCACCAUUGUGGAGAACUCAGUGGAGAUCCCGGAGGAGGAGCCUCGCUCUCCGUCUCCCGCCGCCCGCAGCCCCCCACUGGAGGCUGGGGACGAGGUGAACGACUGCCCCCCUGACGAAUAGACAAAGAAGUCCUCACGCAUCCAAAUACAUAAUAACACAUAACAACACAACAUAUUUACAUAUUAAAUAGUCCUGGGCAAUUAUUACAAAUCUCAAUCGUAAUUAAUUACAUUAUUUUUGUGUGUGUGAUUAAUCUUCAGAGCAUGUGAAUGCAGCUCCCACUGUUCAUUAAUAUAAUGCACUGUAAAUGAUGGUCAGCGCUGUGUAUUGCAUUUCCAAAGUAAGUAAUACUUCAGAAUCCAAGUACUGAGGUGAUUCUGCUUUGCAGUGUCUACAGUAAACAUUACCAUAUAUAUUGUAUAGUGUUACGGCGCUUUAAUGCAGGUUUACUUUUAAAACUAAUCGUACAACAACAGCGCCCCACCUGGCUAAAGAGGCAUGUGAAACAAUGAACAAGAUCAGAAGCAGUGCAGGACGAAUCCUGUUAGUGUUUGCUAAUAGCCUCGUAUUGAAGGGCUACAAUAUCCCUACAUUAUAGGAUUUUUAACGUUAUUGAUUAUACAUCCUACAGAGAGUGACAUUAUCACACAAAUACGAUAAUUGUUUGUCUGGCAACUGUGUUUACGCACCAAUUCUUCUUCUUCCUGAAAAUACGGCAGACUAGGCGCAUUGCUGUCCCCUCUGGUAAGACUCAGUCAGUACUGUUUAUCGCCACUGUUGUUUGUAUGAGUCAAAUGGCAAUAACCAAUUUAAUGCACAAUAAAACUAUUUAACAUGAAAUAUAACAGUGUGUUAACUUGCCCAGCACUAGUUGUGAAAGAAAAUAUUAAAAACCACGGCACAUGUACGCAAACAAAAUAUAAAAGGAAUCGUAUAGGUUUUUUUUAGACAAACUAUUCGUGAAAAUAUAGCAUUAAUGCAACACAUCACCUACAUUUUACUGAUGUAACAAUCACUGUAUUUAGAGGAAUUAGUAAAAUGAAAGCUUAUGAACACAUUUUGACUUGUAUUGUAUAUUUGCAUAUAUUUAUUUUCCAGGUAGUUUUCACUGUUGGUUGUGGCUCAAAAAUAAUGCACUUUCCGUAACAAAUAUGUUGUGAUUUUUCUAAUUAGCCUUUAAUGGUUUGUCAAAUGAAAUUUAAAUUAAUGACAUUAAACCACAA